Messenger RNA from Trichoderma virens Gv29-8, 627 nucleotides. RefSeq lists its product as uncharacterized. The record is from RefSeq and is a predicted model, not a curated record. NCBI's taxonomy places the organism in Eukaryota, Fungi, Ascomycota, Sordariomycetes, Hypocreales, Hypocreaceae. The coding region runs from base 1 to 627 and encodes 208 amino acids. The transcript is spliced from 2 exons.
AUGAUAUCCAAGUGGUCAUCCAAAUCCCCCAAACAACAGGCUACUCGAAUCCGGAACAACCAACGACGGCAUCGAGCUAAAGUUAAGGCUCAUAUAACUAGCCUUGAAGAAGAACUGGCCGAGACACGGAGACAAUUGAUUGCCGCCGAGCAUAGCAUCGGGGCGCUUACGGCUGAAGUCGAACGUUUACGGAGUGAGGCGAGAAAAAAGCCCACUAUUGCCAGCGUCGCGCCCGUGAAGUAUCAUUCGGACUCACCUAUGUCUCAUACUGUCUUAGAGCCGCCCUGUUGCAGCCUUUCGCACAACCAGAGACAGCUAGGCGAUUCAUCAUCGUAUGAACGAAAGGCCAAGGCCGACCUAUCGUUUGACAUACCAGCUAUGGCAAGCAUAGCCUUUGUAACUCAGUAUGACUGCCACAGCCUCCCACCACCACGGCCUGACGAAUCUACCACAAAUUGUGUUGCUGCAUAUCAAAUUAUUGGGCAACAGAACUUCAAAGGAGUUGACAUGGAAGCUAUACAUCAAUGGCUCAAAUCGGGAUACAGAAGAGCAACGAGACCUGGGGAUGGAUGCACAGUUGUAAAUAGCCUUCUCUAUAGUCUUAUCAACCAUCUCAGCCCGGUAUAG